Molecule: messenger RNA, 240 nt
Organism: Penicillium bovifimosum
Lineage: Eukaryota; Fungi; Ascomycota; Eurotiomycetes; Eurotiales; Aspergillaceae
Exons: 1
Coding region: 1-240 (79 amino acids)
Source: RefSeq, a predicted model, not a curated record
AUGGUAAACCGGCUUACUUCGUUUUACUUAGCUCUCCCGCGGGCCGCCAGCACAGCAUGGGCCUCUUUCGCAAUCCAGAUACUAUUUUCUAGCUUUGCCGCGGCCCGCCAGGCAUCGACUUCCGAGCGCCUCGCGCCGCGUCGCGCUCGCUGGCGGUUGCGCUCGCUGGUCGAUGCCUCGGUGCGCCGCGGUUUCUCAAUUAUUGCCGAACAGCCAUUGGCUGGGUAUCUCAAGGCAUAA